UAAUGAGAUGUUUGCAGCCGGAGAGCAGGGCUGCUGGAGACUAACUGUGAGCAACUAACACACGGGUGGAAGACUAGCUUUUGCAAUACUCGGUUUGCAUGUACUGAAAGUCAUCUGUCUUCUGAGUCAACAUUCCCGGCCUGGUAAAGAACCUUCAGGGCUCUGGUGAACAAGCUGUAGCACCUCUUCUGCCUGUGGGCGUUUUGUCGCUUCCUUCUGCAAGACUGGCACCAGCAGAAAUGCAAUCUCAGAGAAUUCCUGGGAGAAAGCGAGGCCGACCCCCACUUCACUCAACACCUAUGAAGAUGGCAGUUCAUAAUCUUUAUUCUCCGUCAGCUGGCUCUUUACCAGCAGUGAAGAUCCCGAAGAAAAGAGGGCGGAAGCCUGGGUACAAGCUCAAGUCUCGGGUUCUCAUGACUCCCUUAGCCCUCUCACCUCCACGGAGCAGGCCGGAACCCGACCUCAGCAACAUCCCUCAGGACGCAGCCACCAUCCCCAACCUGGUUGUCCCACAGGCCCUCAAAGUCUGCCUCUACAUCAACAAGCAGGCCAAUGCGGGGCCAUACUUGGAGAGGAGGAAGGUGCAGCAGCUCCCUGAGCACUUCGGGCCCGAGAGGCCAUCAGCGGUCCUGCAGCAGGCAGUGCAAGCUUGCAUCGACUGUGCUCACCAGCAGAAGCUGGUCUUCUCCCUGGUCAAUCAGGGCUACGGGGGAGAGAUGGUGUCAGUGUCAGCCUCCUUUGACGGGAAACAGCACCUGCGGACUCUGCCCGUGGUGAACAGCGUCGGGUAUGUGCUCCGCUUCCUCACCAAGCUGUGCCGGAGCCUCCUGUGUGACGACCUCUUCAGCCACCAGCCCAUCCCCAGGGGCUCCAGUGCCUCGCGGGAAGCCCAGGAGAAUGAAGAAGGCAGGAAGGAGUCAGCAAAGACAGUCACCACCGAGGAGUGCCUGGUGAACCCUGUGGGCAUGAACCGCUACUGUGUGGACCCCUCCGCCUCCACCUUUAACCACAGGGGCUCCCUGCCCACCUCCUCCUCACUGUACUGCAAGAGGCAGAUCUCUGGAGACGGUCACCUUGCGGGAGGCCCAGCCGCCACUGCCAUUGGUCCCCGUAGCAGCACCAUGUCCUCUGGAGGCACCUCAGCACCUGGUCUGAGGCCCCCGGGCUCCAGCCCCAAGAGAAACGGGACCUCGCUUGAAGGAAACAGAUGUGCCUCAAGCCCUUCUCCAGAUGGGCAGGACGCCAGGCGGUUGAGAAGCAGGAACCCCUCCACCUGGACCGUGGAGGAUGUGGUCUGGUUCGUGAAAGAUGCCGACCCGCAGGCCCUGGGGCCGCAUGUGGAGCUCUUCAGAAAGCAUGAGAUUGACGGCAAUGCUCUCUUGUUGUUGAAGAGUGACAUGAUCAUGAAGUACUUGGGCCUGAAGCUCGGACCUGCGCUGAAGCUCUGCUACCACAUUGAUAAGCUGAAGCAAGCCAAGUUCUGAAGACUUUGCAAAGACAGAAGCAAACCCAGACAACCAAUCUCAAGAUCAUCUUCUGCCUUAUCAACAUCCAGUUCCCAUCACAAAAUAGAUUCUCUUAAAAAUGACAGCCAUGCAGACUUCUUACAAGACACGUACGUCUUCACCUUUUUAAAAAUUCAACAUGGCCCUUUGGAAAGUUUCCUCAGUGUUAAUGACUUGCCAAAAAAUUGCCCAAAGUCUGUUCUUUUUUAACAUUCCUGAUAGUCUGGCUGCUCUCAGAGUGGGCCCUGUUCCUGUAAUAAGUGGGGAACUGAAUGUUGUCACCCCAGGAGAGCCCGGAAGGCUUGAGGCUAUAAGAAGGACCUGUCUCCAGGCUCUGCAGGCAUUCCUGCCGCAGCACCACCUGCCUUUAACUUUGCCCAGGCACCAUUGUGAGUCUCAACUGGUUCAGCUCUAGAAGCUGUCUUUGAGGAUAAAUGCCUCAUCUUGCACUAUCUGGAAGACUUGAAUUCUUUAGCUCUCUGAGAGACGAGGCGAAAAAACCCUUUUUAUUCCUAGUUAUCCGAAGUGCUGUGUCACUCCACUAGAGGGCGGAUUGCUAUUGAAAUUUCAGGACCCUCCGUGCAGUAGGCUGCGUGAGGAUUUGGUCCUCAGCGGCUGGGUCAGGGCGUUUGUGAAAAACACCUGCACAGACUGAGGGAAGUUAUUCCACAGUCAGCACCACAGAUUGCAACUUGUGAAGAAAUCAUCUUCUAGAAGGUACUAGUUUAUGUCGACUGAGUGAGAUGCACAGGCAGCAAAGGCAAGAAUUUGGAACCAGGAUGUUCCCAGAUGGGGCUUUGGAAUCCCUUCACUCCCAGAGUCCCUGCUGAGGUGUCAAUGUGCUGGCACGCUGAAGAGUCUCAGUGACAUUUAGCCAUGGGUGUUUCUUUUGAAAAGAAGAAAAAUGUUUCAACUAAGCUUUGAAAUGGGAGAGGGUUGAUUUCUAGUUACAUUGCUGGGUUAUGUAGUUGUAUCAGUGGCUAAUUUUUCUAGUCCUCAGCAAAUAUACAGACAUGCUAUUAUUGAACUUAAUUCAAUUUACAAAAAGGUUUUCCUUCCUCACCUCAGUGUAAUAGAAAAAAAUUGAUUUUCCACCCCUUUGCAGCUGUGUCCAGGGAAGGACGACAAAUACACAAUUUAGUAGGCAGAAGGGCAACCUCUGGCUGUUCUUUUUAUCCUCUCCCUUUCUCUUUUUUUCUUCCUGCCUCCACUAAACAGAAAAUUUGUCUUCAAAACAAAUUCACCUUUGCCACAGGUAUCUCUUCUUCCUUAACAUCGUGUUGGAGGCAAGGAGAUGAGUAGUAGACUUUGUGAUCUUCAGGGAGGUGAGGAUCACGGAAAACUCAGGGCCUCCUUUGGCCCAAACGUGAGUUAGAAAAGGCACACCUUUCUCCAAGAUGCCUGAACAGGGGUCUCCACUGAUGAGUGGAGCAGCAAGGAACUUCAACCCCACGGUGCCCUUGUGAAGGACAUAGUUUGUACAGUACUCAGUGUGAAUAUCAGGGUAGGUGUGCAUGUUGAUCCUCUGUAAAUCAGUCAGAACUUAGAUGAAGGCCAUGAGAAAUAUUCUAGACUCAUCGUGAUGAGUGACCUUUGAGAAAAUCUAACACAGAACACAAAUGAUGUGCUGGACUUAGAUCAUGGUGGAAGGAAGGGAGAAGGCCUUCCACCUGCCCACCGAACUGUGUUUGAGUUAUCAGGUUGAACGAGAAUUAACCUUCUGCCGGUUGGUUUUGGCUCAUGACAAAGCUACCCUGAAUGAGUACUUGGUGGAGUCUUCAAGAUUGUGAAGUGAUAAAUGACUCUGUCCUUCAGUGUUUCUUAGCCCUAAAUGCUCACUGCUGGUCUGAGUCCGACCAUGUGCCUCACAAAACCAUGGGCAGCUCAUGCAGUCAGCAUGGCCCCUGUGAAAACAGGGGGCCCAGAGAGUCUCAUGAUACCAUGAUUCUCACUCCACGAUUUUUGCUCAAGCCUCUGAAACUUGUGGUGUCUCUUCCAUCAACAUAUACCUCACUUAAAGACUUCCAAAAUGUCUCCUCCCUCAUUACAAACACAUAAACAUUGAUAGCCCCAAAUUAAAAUCACCCCCAAGCCUUGUCAAAGAGAUACUUUGAAUAUUUUUCAGGAGAAAAGUAUCUUCUCAUCUCCCGUCUAGGAGAAAAGUGGAUCCACGUUCACUGCAAUGGCGCUCACGGAGGUGCUGUCUUAUGUCGCAUUAAACUUUAAUCAGGACAGAUGGCUGAAGCCAUGAUAUUUAAGGUUUGACUUUUUAAAAAUCUCAUUACUCUUAAAAUGAAUGCUGCCAUAUCAGAGAAUAACCCCAGGAGGAAAUUCUUCCUUGUCUGUUUUUCCACUGAGAUGCAAUUAGUUGACCAAAUUAUUGUAGCAAUACCACAGUUAUAAUUAAUUUUCACCCCUUUCAAAAAUCGUGUCAAACCACGCAGCUAAAUAGCUUAGCAAAUGUAAAACAUGCCAGACCGUUUCCUCUAAACAGACCUGAAACAGCCAGGCCGUGGGUGUCAUCCUCGUCCAAAUGCGAGCUUAUUCAGGGGGGGCGGGGGGCCUCACACUUGCACAAAUAUGGCACUCGUUAUUCCAUGGCAGUAGCUUACUUCAGGUUGUAGCAAAUAAUGACAUCGUUUUGCAUAAAACCAAAUUAAAGUGGUGUAUGUGUGUAUGUUCGCAUUCCAGAC
Molecule: messenger RNA, 4198 nt
Organism: Talpa occidentalis (Iberian mole)
Lineage: Eukaryota; Metazoa; Chordata; Mammalia; Eulipotyphla; Talpidae
Gene: SCML4
Product: Scm polycomb group protein like 4
Exons: 8
Coding region: 240-1484 (414 amino acids)
Molecular function (GO): protein binding
Source: RefSeq, a predicted model, not a curated record